This is a messenger RNA of Odontomachus brunneus, 2411 nucleotides long. RefSeq names its product activating transcription factor 3 (gene Atf3). Gene Ontology annotation, molecular function: DNA-binding transcription factor activity, RNA polymerase II-specific; RNA polymerase II cis-regulatory region sequence-specific DNA binding. The coding region runs from base 661 to 1533 and encodes 290 amino acids. Gene Ontology annotation, cellular component: nucleus. The record is from RefSeq and is a predicted model, not a curated record. The transcript has 5 exons. Gene Ontology annotation, biological process: regulation of transcription by RNA polymerase II. Lineage: Eukaryota; Metazoa; Arthropoda; Insecta; Hymenoptera; Formicidae.
GUGCGUAUUCGCGAGCGCUCGCGGCCAAUCGCCGCGGCGGCGGACGUCAGCGCGAGCCAAUCGCGGCGCGCCGCGGUGAUGCGGCGCGCUAAAUAUAGCCGGUAUAUAUCUAGGCCGGUCGCGACCGCGAAUUAUCCACAGUUGCGCGCCGGCGAUCGACGGAGGAGGACGUGCGAGCGGGACGGAGUGACGGACGAGUUGACGAGUGCGACGAACGUGAAGAGAGUGCGUGGUGCGCGAAGACGACGCUGCCUCGUCGUUGUUGUUAUCGUGGCUGAUCGUAGUCGUAGUCGCCGUGGGUCGAGAGAUCAUCGAGAAAACUGGAGAAUGGAAUGUUAGGCAAUCGCGCGCGUAAGGAUGCAAGGUCGCAGGCACACACAUAACACAGACGCGUGGUCUGUUCAUACGCACGUACGCAGGGCGCGCGGUCACACAUGCGUGAAGCUCGUCCACGAGCGUGGACAGGAAGCAUAAAUUUCGUGUGCGAACGCCAAACAUAGUGCCGUGAGAGGACACAACGUGCGUGUGCGAGUUUCCUACGCUUUCGUGGAGCUUCGCAGAGAACCGCGUCCACGCCUUGCGGGAGCCGGAGAGUGUCGUUUAAAUGGUGAGAGCCCCACCACCAUCGACAGCACCAUCGCCACGACCAUCACCAUCGCCAUGUACAAUCUGAACGUGAACGUGAAUCCCAGCCCGACGGCUGGGGCUGCCGCGGGUCUUCUCGGUGUCGCGGCGGCCGAGGUCACGCCAAGGACACCGGAAAUCGUAAACUCUCUGAUCGCCAUGACCAAUCCCUUCGAGGGCUACAGCAGCAACGAGAAGAGUAGAGACCGCACGGACUCGACCAGCAGCGGCGAGCCCAGCCCGCCGAGUGUCCAGCACACCUGUAGUCAGCUCAUCAAAGAAGGGCUGAAGCUGACGCUGCAGACGAAGAGGAGAGCCAAUGGCAGCGGUGACGAGGGCAGGAAGAAGUUGAAAAAAGAGGACGGCAGUGCCGACGACGAAGAGGAGGAAGAGUCAAGCAACAAUAACAACAAGAAUGGAAUACAUGGAUGGCGCUUUUUGCAGCUGACGCCGGAGGACGAGGAGCGGCGUCGACGGCGGCGCGAGCGCAACAAGAUCGCGGCGACCAAGUGCCGGCUGAAGAAGCGCGAGAAGACGGUGAUCCUCGUGCAGGAGUCCGAGAUCCUCGAGACGCAGAACCACGACCUGAAGUCGCAGAUCCAGGAGCUGGAGACGCAGAGGCGCAGGCUGGUGGACAUGCUGAGCCUGCACACCCCGACGUGCCUGAAGCACAGCGCCGACAACGCGACCUCCUACCAGCAGUUCGCCGAGCCGAUCCAGCUGCCCAGCUAUCAGGACAACUUUGUCCAGCAGGCGGCACCGCCGCCGCCGCCGCCGCCGGCCCUCAAUCAACCGCAGAACUGCGUCACCGAGUACCAUCCGGUCAAAGUCGAGGAGUACGAGGCCGACUUCUAUCGGCAGGGUAGUCCAUACGUGCCGACGACAUCGGACGCCAGUUGCACGGUUUAGCAACGUCGUCGUUGUCGUUGUUGUCGUCGUCAGGGAGGGAGAAUCUAGUCGAGAAGCUCGGACACGCGUGCACACUAUGUCUCGUAAUUUGCGAACGCGAAUCGUUUGAUUUUAAUAGAUGAACUCUCGUGUCGAGCGAUCCGGAGUUGCUACACUCUCGACAAACGCCAUUGUUCAUCGCGACUUCUGAUUUUCAAACUGAUUUACGCGACUAACGGGAGUUUUAAUUCUUCAAUUUUUUUGCAAAGUAUUCGAAUGAAAUCGUUCGAUGAGAAAGAAUGGGGAUUUCCAACUUGAAAGUAGACAAUGUCCUGGAUAGUUGAAUUUAUAGAAAUUGAUCUUGUGCAGUUUCUGUUCGAAAUUUUUGUCGGAAGCUUCUUAGAAGAAAUAUAACAGGAUCUGCUGACAGAAUAUGAUGGCAGAAACCGAGCAGGUUCUGUAAGCAUUUGAAUGCAUUAAACUGGAACGUAGGUGGUGCAGAUCUCGCUCGGUUUGUGCCACCAAUUGCCGUCAGGUAAUGUCAGCAGGCACUGUCAAUGGACCAUGAGCUUUACGUAAACACAGUUCACGUGAACAGAUAGCUGUAGCUCUACUGCAGCAUUCUGACAAAAUCUGCUAACAAUCUGUUGGCAUAUUUCUAAUACCUUGUUCAUUGUAGUAAUUUCAGUUGGAAAGAAAUACAGAGAUAGGCAACAUCUGCCAGAAAAUUUUCACAUAAUGUUUCAUCGUCAAAUCGAAAAAUGAUAAAUAGACGAGAAGACCAAAAAAUAAAUUCAAACGCAUAUAUAUAAAUAUAUAUAAAGAGUUUACAUGUAUAUAAAUGACAGAGAAAGAGAGAGGAGGACAGAAAAGAGAGAAAAAAUGUAUAUAAUAUAAAA